This is a messenger RNA of Pimephales promelas (fathead minnow), 2898 nucleotides long. The record is from RefSeq and is a predicted model, not a curated record. Lineage: Eukaryota; Metazoa; Chordata; Actinopteri; Cypriniformes; Leuciscidae.
AUGACGACGCAGGAUUUGCAAAAGUUUUUUCAAAAACACAAAACCAACAUGGAGAAGAAAGCUAAAUGUAUUUUUGAAGGCAAAAAGGAAAAUACAGCAGAUCUCAAAGCGGUUUACACAGAACUGUUCAUCACAGAGGGAGAUAUGGAAAAGGUCAAUCAGGAACAUGAGGUUCUGAAGAUUGAUGAUGCUUUCAAGAACAAACAAACACAUGACAAACCAAUCAAAUGCAAUGAUAUUUUUACUGAAUUGAAGAAAACUGAUGAGAAAAAGAUUGUGCUGACAAAGGGCAUCGCUGGCAUUGGAAAAACUGUCUCUGUGCAGAAGUUCAUCCUGGACUGGGCUGAAGGAAAAGCCAAUCAGAAUAUAGACUGUGUGUUCCUGCUCCCAUUCAGAGAGAUUAAUUUGAUGAAAGAUGAAGAGUUUAGUCUCCAUAAGCUUCUGCUGGAAUUUUAUUCUGAACUGGAGAACCUGGAGGAAUCAAAGUUAUAUAAGGGAUGUAAGCUAGCAUUUAUAUUUGAUGGACUUGACGAGAGUCGGUUGCCUUUGGAUUUUAAAAAUAAUAGAUCAUUAAACACAGUUGAGAAAGAGUCAUCUGUAGACGUGCUGUUUACAAGUCUAGUUAAAGGGACUCUGCUUCCAUCAGCUCUCGUCUGGGUGACCUCACGACCAGCAGCAGCCAAUCAGAUCCCUCCUGAGCAUGUGGGUUUGUUCACAGAGGUGAGAGGAUUCACUGACCCGCAGAAGGAGGAAUACUUCAGAAAGAGAUUCCCAGAUGAGACUGUGUCCUCCAGAAUCAUCUCACACAUUAAGACGUCUCGUACUCUCUACAUCAUGUGCCACAUUCCCGUCUUCUGCUGGAUCACGGCCACAGUCCUUCAGGAUAUUCUCAUCAAGAACAAUACAGAGAACAUCAGCACAACACUCACUGAAAUGUACAUUCACUUCCUGCUGAUACAAAUGAACAUGAAGAACCAGAAGUACAAUGAACAAGAAGAAAGAGAUUUUUCAAAGCUCUUACAGUCAAAUAGGGAAAUGAUAUUAAAGUUGGCCAAGCUAGCGUUUGAACAGCUGAAGAAGGAAAACGUUGUGUUCUAUGAAAAAGAUCUGAAAUCAUGUGGUAUUGAUAUGAGUGAUCACAGAGAGUUUACAGGAAUGAUCGCAGAGAUCUUUAAGAAGGAAGACGGAUUUCGUGAGUCAAAGAUCUUCUGCUUUACACAUCUGAGUGUCCAAGAGUUUCUUGCUGCAGUGCAUGUGUUCCUCUGUUACCUGAACAAGAACAUGCAGGAGCUUCAGUUCUUCUUUGAUGAGCCCAAUGAGGAUAUCACAUUACAUGAGCUACUGCAAAAGGCUGUUGAUAAAGCCAUGGAGAGUAAGAGAGGACAUCUGGACCUCUUCUUGCGGUUUCUGAUGGGCAUUUCACUGGAAUCCAGUCAGAAACUGCUCAAAGGCCUGAUCACAGACACUGAAGACGAGACAGACACUGAAGACACCACAGAGAGCAUCAGACAAACAACUGGAUACAUUAAACAAAGUCUAGACCGGGUCAUCUCAGAUGAAGCUUCAGUCAACCUAUUUCACUGCUUACUUGAGCUGAAAGAUAAUUCAUUAUAUGAGGAAAUCCAGAGAUACCUCGGUCCAGAUGAAGAUCCAGGAAGAAAACUCUCCUCUUCAAUGUGCUCAGUGCUGGUCUACACACUGCUGAUUUCAGAGAAGGUGCUGGACGAGUUCGACCCAAAGAGGUUCACUUCAUCACCAGCAGGCUACCAGAGACUCAUUCCAGCUGUGAGACACUGUAGAAAAGCCCUUGUGAAUGUACCAGUGAUGUUCCCUUUCGAGGGAACUCAACACUGCAUCGAGAAUCGACACAUUGGGGAUGCUCCCUUUCAUGCGCCUCUGAAAUGUGUUUUCUUUCCAUCAGAUUAUCGUCAGUUCACUCUGGAUCCAAACACAGUGAAUAAAAACCUCCGUCUUUCUGAGAGGAACAGAGUGAUUACUCACACUCACACAAUCUACAGUCCGUAUCCUGAUCAUCCAGACAGAUUUAAUAAUCCUCAGGUGUUGUGUAGAGAGAGUGUGUGUGGACGCUGUUACUGGGAGAUUGAGUGGAGCGGGAUUGUGUGUAUAUCAGUGUCAUAUAAGAGCAUCAGCAGGAAGGGAUCGGGUAAUGACUGUGUGUUUGGAUUUAAUGAUCAGUCCUGGAGUUUGAACUGCUAUUCCUCUGGUUACACACUUAGACAUAAUAACAUAGCGACUAUACUCCCUGUAAAGUCCAUCAGCAGGAGAAUAGGAGUGUAUGUGGAUCCCAGUGCAGGAACUCUGUCCUUCUACAGCGUCUCUGACACAACGAGCCUCAUACACACAGUCCAGACCACAUUCAAACACACACUCUAUCCUGGGUUUAUGGUUUAUCCUACAUCAUCAGUGAAACUGUGUUGAUGAGUGAGAACAGACUGUAGAGAGACUCUACCCAUAAUGCUUUGGGCCGCAUGAUAAACCAGCCACAGUGAGAUGUUUUAGCGUCUCUUAUUGUCUCUUGAUUCCAGUAAUACUACAGUAAAAUAACGUCAGAAUAAAUGUGUGUAAUGAAUCCUCAUACAGACAGAAAAAUCAGUGUGUGAGUGAGUCACGAUGAGUGACAUUGUGUGUCUGUGCUUUUCUCAAACUAUAUUCAGUUCUUAUUGUACUGUCACAUAAAUCAUUUUUAUUAUUACUAUCAAAAUUACCUUUCAAUUAAAUGUAUCAUUCAAUAAAACAUGUUGUUGUAAAAUUGAUACAUGUCAAUGUAUUAAAUGUGAAAAAAAUAAACCCAAAUGAUCUGAUCGUACUGUAAACACGUGAUCAAUUAUGAUAAUAAAAUCCAGUUUACUUUAAAUAAACCUCCUGAACUGAACAGCA